This is a messenger RNA of Hibiscus syriacus, 1031 nucleotides long. Its product is annotated as protein COFACTOR ASSEMBLY OF COMPLEX C SUBUNIT B CCB2, chloroplastic. The record is from RefSeq and is a predicted model, not a curated record. The transcript is spliced from 6 exons. The coding region runs from base 63 to 902 and encodes 279 amino acids. Gene Ontology annotation, biological process: cytochrome b6f complex assembly. Lineage: Eukaryota; Viridiplantae; Streptophyta; Magnoliopsida; Malvales; Malvaceae.
ACUAAAAAAGCUCUUGCUCAAAUUAGUUUCAUUUCCCUAAAGCAAAAAAGAAAAGCAAGACUAUGAUAUUACCAACGACGAAAACUUUGCUUAUAAAUCCGUUAAUUCAGUUGAAAACCCCUCUCCCUCUUAAAUUUCGCCCCAAAUUCGCAUCAAUCUCUGCUCGUCUGGACAAUUCCGAGCAGCAACUGAAUCUCUCUGUUCUUAGAUUCACUUUGGGUAUUCCUGGAUUGGACGAAUCCUAUUUACCUAGAUGGUUAGGGUACGGGUUCGGUUCCCUUCUCAUAUUGAACCACUUGCUCGGAUCCGACUCCGUCACCGCCGCGCAGCUGAGAACGGAGGCUUUAGGUAUAUCGUUGGCUGCAUUUUCCGUUACACUUCCUUACCUUGGUAAAUUUCUCAAGGGUGCAACUCCAAUGGAUCAAACGACUCUGCCUGAAGGUGCUGAGCAAAUAUUUGUUAUGUCACAAAAUGUGUCAGGUGCUCAGAAGGAGGGUUUGGCUUGGGCGACAUAUGUUUUAUUGCGAAAUACCAGCUCCACCUCCGUGUUAAUAUUAGCGCAAGGUGCAUUAUGUAUACGUGGAUAUUGGAAUUUGCCUGAUGGUGUAUCCAAAGAUAAUGUACUUGAUUGGGUUAAAAGUAAUAUAGAAGAAACUGGUCUCUCUGAGUUGACAGAUACCCUUUACUUCCCUCAAAGUUCAGAUGCUGAAUUCCAGAAUAUACUUCCUCAGGGGACCCGUUCUGUCUUGGUACAACCAAUAUUGGAUCCAAAUCCAAGCACCAAUGACAUGGGGAACAUUGAAGGUUUUGUCCUGUUGGCUUCAAGCAUGAGAUAUGCAUAUAGCGAGAAGGAUAGAGCCUGGAUAAGAGCAGUUUCAAACAAACUUAGAAGUAAGAACUGAAAAUGAUGGAAAUGAUUCUUCACUGGAUUUGCCAUGGGUCUUGUUAUACACCAAGGAACUUGAAGAGUAAUGGGGUUCUACAGAAAUUUCUCCAGGCCAUACACUAGAUGCUGCCACAAUGAUAAAGAC